AUGGAAAACCAGACACAAUCAAAACGCCUGUAUUUUUUGGCAUUUGACAAUAAUGGAGAAAAACAGGCUCUUAUUUCCAUCAUAUUUUUCUUUAUUUAUGUAACUGGAGUAUUGGGGAAUCUUGUUAUAAUAAAUGUUAUAUAUUUGGAUAUUCAUUUACACACCCCUAUGUACUUCUUUCUCUGCACCCUGGCCUUUGUAGAUAUCUGUUAUCCUACUGUCACUCUCCCUAAACUGAUAGACAUUUUGCUUUCAGGAAAUAACUCAAUAACCUUCAUACAAUGUUUUACUCAAAUGUACUUUUUCUUGGCCUUGGCUGCUGUAGAAGUUAUAUUAUUGUCCUCUAUGGCAUAUGAUCGUUAUCUUGCUAUUUGCAAGCCUUUAAGGUAUCAUUGUUUUAUGCAUAGGAGAGCAUGUGUACUGGUGAUUAUAGGGACCUGGAUUUCUGGCUUUACUAAUUCAGCAUUGUUUAUAAGUCUGGUAUCAAAGCUGACAAUUUGUCAUUCCAAUAGGAUCAAACAGUUUUUCUGUGACAUUAAGGCUGUGGCAGACAUCUCCUGUGAUAGAACUACAUUUUACAACACCAUUUAUGUGGAAGCAUUUUCAGUAGGACUCAUGACAUUUUCUCUAAAUGUAAUAUCAUAUAUAAAUAUAAUAAGAACCAUACUACACAUUAAGUCCAAACAUGGCAGACAAAAGGCUUUCUCUACUUGCACUUCCCACUUUACUGUUCUGAUCAUUUUCUAUGGCAGUGCAUUCUGGAUGUACAUGAGGCCGCCUUCAGAAUCAGAGAGCCUGGACCCGGUUUUUUCUGUUUUUUAUGUUGCAGUGACUCCCAUGUUAAACCCUCUCAUAUAUAGUUUAAGGAAUAAAGAGGUAAAGAAUGCCUUGAUAAAAAGUGUGAGGAAGAUUUCUGCAUAG
This is a messenger RNA of Xenopus laevis (African clawed frog), 921 nucleotides long. RefSeq names its product olfactory receptor 8H1-like. Bases 1 to 921 code for a protein of 306 amino acids. The record is from RefSeq and is a predicted model, not a curated record. Lineage: Eukaryota; Metazoa; Chordata; Amphibia; Anura; Pipidae. The transcript has a single exon.